AUGGCGGGAGUGCAAAAAGUGUGUCUAAAUAAUUUAAAUAUUAAUAUUAAGAAUGCACUCAUUAUAGGCAUUAUAAUAGCAAAAAAUGCACCUCGAGUAAUAGGAUUGAAAAAGAAAAGUGGCGAUUCUCGAGGAGUUAUGUCCUUCACGUUGAGAGAUUCUGAUAUUGAUACUAUUAAUAUAGAUGUUUGGGGCACGGAAUAUUUUGUUAUUACAUUCUACGAAAGAUUUUUAGUCGGCGAUGUCGUUGAAAUUGCGUCUCCCAAAAUAUGUGUAAAAGGCGGAGAUAAUGAAGCAUUCAGACCUCAGGUUUCAUCACCAUUCUAUCUCUCCCUGAACGAGGGCGUAUCGGACGUCAGCAUAUUCAGCGGUGAUACGUUCUCUAACUAUCUGCCACUCCUUCAUAUACCAACUAAGUCAAGCGCUGGAUAUUGUGGAUUGGCCGAGGUUCUAAAAUUUGCAGAACAAACGGCAAACAUUUAUGUUGAUCUUUUGGUUGUUGUAAAAUCCGUUCAGCCAGCAAAAACUAUUAGAACUAAAACAGGUACAGAUAUGUCAGUGCGUGCUGUAGAGAUAAUUGAUAACACCACGCCGGCUACCGUUCUACUAGACAUAUUCGAUGUUGACACAAUACAAAGAGCUGAAGAAUGGCGUAUACUGGAGAGCGUCUUGUUUAUAUCGGAUGCUAGAGUCUCGUGGCGGGGUCGAGCUCGCGUGCAGCUGUGCUCGCGUAGCGUUGUCACACAUCAACCCUACACGCCUGAAGCUGAGUCCUUGCGCCUCCACAUACGUAAUCAAGCUACGACUGGUGGCGAGGCCGCGGCAUGGUCUGCGUGGAGCGGGGAGAGAGCCGGAACCGCGUCCGUGGCGCAGGUCCGAGACCGCCUCGUCAGCGGCGCACCCUUCUGUGCGGCGCUGCACGCGCUGCUUACUCACUUGGACUUGGACGACCUCACCGCUACCAACGACCCUAACUUAGAAGACAUAAGAGUCAAAUUCACAGAUCACACCGGUGAACUGACAGCUCGCUUGCCAAUUAACAUUCUGCAGGAAACGUGCGGGUAUACCGUGGAUCAACUGCGAGCUAUGUCUCCAGACGAGAGAGCAGCCAUACGUUGGAGAUUCCUCUUGGAGCAAUGUACUGCGAAGUUGGCUGUGGCAGCUCCGCGAAUCAUUGUGCUGACUUUGAGACGAGCGUCCGCGGCACAUCCUAUCCCUUUGUACUAGAUAAAUUGAUAUAACUCCUUUA
Leptidea sinapis is the source of this 1249-nucleotide messenger RNA. It is a transcript of the gene hdm, whose product is annotated as meiosis-specific with OB domain-containing protein-like. Gene Ontology annotation, biological process: resolution of meiotic recombination intermediates. Gene Ontology annotation, molecular function: single-stranded DNA binding; single-stranded DNA 3'-5' DNA exonuclease activity. NCBI's taxonomy places the organism in Eukaryota, Metazoa, Arthropoda, Insecta, Lepidoptera, Pieridae. The coding region runs from base 1 to 1227 and encodes 408 amino acids. The transcript has 9 exons. The record is from RefSeq and is a predicted model, not a curated record.